Marchantia polymorpha subsp. ruderalis is the source of this 2035-nucleotide messenger RNA. The record is from the annotation of a GenBank genome assembly. Lineage: Eukaryota; Viridiplantae; Streptophyta; Marchantiopsida; Marchantiales; Marchantiaceae.
AUGGGGACGGCCGGAAGUUCGACCGCAGAAGAAAGGGCUAACGUCACCGACGUGGUCGAUGAAACGCUUCCAACAUGUCCUUGCCGGAAACCGAAAACUAUUCUUCGUCUGUGCCAAUUAAACGGAAACUGCAGAGCAAGCCCCGGAGCAGCUGCAAGCCAGCCAUUGCCGCACAGGCUUCUGAUGAAGCUCCCCUCCGCUUCUCUCGAAUCCGGAGAAGGUGCCUUGACUGCGUGGGGCCUGUCAGCUGGCCGUUGCGGAGGAAUUGGACUUUGCGUCGCAGUAGACGCGAUCGAACGUUUCUUCGUAGCUUAUCACAAGGCGAUGAUGGGCCCCGCAAUCGCUUCGUGGAGGACUGGUUCUAGCGAAAAUGUCCAAGUCUUGCGUGUAGGCCCCCCUUGGACCUCGCUCUCGGCUUGACUUGACAUUGUCUGCUUCCCAGCAGAGCGCGUGGUGGCGUCGUGCCCACUUCUCGCAACCGAUCCAUGCCUGUCGGAAUAUAGAUGAGGAGCCGUCGCAAUUCGUUCCUCAUUCCCAUCGUCUGCUCGUUCCUCAGCCGUCUCGAGGUGUUCGAAUUCUCCCGUUCGGCUCUUUUCUUCUCCGGCAUCUUCAAAUUGAAACCUGCACUUGCGAGUCAGAGUCUGAAGCUGAGCACUGUAAUCCUCUUCCAUCUUUGUGGUGCCUGUCGUUGUAGAUUUUUCUCGAUCAGAGAUACUUUCACAGAGUUCACAAGGGGGAGCCGCAUCUGCAAGGCCACUUCUGUCAGAUUCUGUCCUCGACCGAAUUGAGGCAGAUCAGAGCUCGAGCGGAGAACAUAUUUACACGAAUUUUUAUUCGAGCACAUCAUAAUGCAUAUUAUCGUAUCUAGCAAUCAAUUAUGGCUUGGGUCAAAGUCCGUUCUGCCUUUGCUGGAUCUUCCGUUCUUGUUGCAAGCGGCUGCAAUUCGUGUGAAGCAGAAGGCGGAAAGCGCCGCCCUUUCUGUGGAAGCUGGGCAGCUCCAGUCCGUAGGCCCUGCUUUCAUACCCGAGACCAGCUCAGAUGAUGUUACCGCUCGUGGAGUUAAUUUUCAUUCUGAUGGCGGCAUCUGCGACACGAGCUCCAGCAGUGAGGGUCAAAAGGGUUUUGAUGCCAAAAGCAUUCCACCACUUGAAAAUAUGGAGCUGAAAAGAGUGUUUCAAAAGUUCGACGAAAAUCAAGACGAUAUGAUUUGCGCAGGUGAUUUGCGCCGGUACAUGAGCAGAUUGGGUCUCGAAGUAUCAGAGGAAGAAGCCGUUGAGAUGCUGAAAACUGUUGAUCAUGACGGCGACGGCAAAGUAGGAUUUGAGGAAUUCUGCACUCUAUACAGGUCACUGGAUGAGGGCGGUGACGGGCCCGGGAAAUUGGAGGUGGCUGACGCUGACGAGGACGAGGAAAGUCUGUUGGAAGCAUUCAAAGUAUUCGAUAAGAACAACGACGGUUACAUCACUUGUCAAGAACUGCAAUCCGUUCUUCUCGCCCUAGGAUUGCAGGAAGGGCAGAGCCUGAGAAGCUGUGAGCGGAUGAUUCAAGGAGUGGACUUGGAUGGCAAUGGUGAGGUCGACAUUAUGGAGUUCCGGCAAAUGAUGUCCUCGGAUAUCCUCAUGAGUUGAGACCUUCAUCACGUGCCCUUCAAACCAUCUAGCAAUUGCCCAAACCUUCACCUGACAUUGCAAAACUGAAAUGUAAAUCAAGGCACAAGAUUGCCUCGCGCAUCUUACUUUUAGAUUUUUUGUUUACAAACUCGGGUGUAGAUUGCCUGAACUUCACUAGAGAUUUUAGUCUCCUCUGUCUAGAAUUGUAGUAUCAUAUCAAACACCAGAAUGUGUACACCAGUGUGACCAUUUACUUGGAUAGUGGUGCGGGCUCGGCACCUGUAUACUGUACCCUUCCAUUCAGACUUCUUGAAGGCGUUUCUGGCCAGACUCAGUUAGGUAGCAAGACAAAUUCUCGAUAAGAUUCACGAACGGUUGAUUGAGUCAACACCUUGUAAUCGAAUUCUUAUUUUUGACCGUAAGCG